AUGCCAUCCCAUGGAGGCUCGGUUAGCCAGCAUUUCAAAAUGGCUGCUGGAAAGUUACCUUCAAAUGCGCUUUCUUUAAAACAGGUGACAGCAACAUUUGACAACUUGCUUUGCUAUGCAAAAAAUUAUUGGUAGAUUUAAUGAUCGUGUGUUUUUUUCCUUUUGAAGUUCUUUCUUAGAAAGCAAGUUCUGAGUCUCUAUCGUGAAAUCUUUAAGACGUUACGUGAGGUGGAAAAUGAAGAUCACAGGAAAGAACUUGCUGAUUGGGCAAGAUCAGAGUUCAAGAAAAACAAGCACGAAAAGGAAGAGGUAAGUUUCAGUUACUUAACAAUGUAGGGGGAUCUCUAGGGGGUAUUUCCAAUUUACCCUCCCUAGAUGUCCCGAAAGAAAAUCGUAACACCAUUGCUAGAUGAAAGACCCCCAAAUUUCUCCCCGUUUUCUACCUUAAAAUCUUUAAAUGCCGAGAGGUGUUUAAAUUAAGGAUGGCCAAUACCAAUACUGAUACCACUCUUUCAGAGGACUUAAUUUCUCUUACAAGCUAGGAAAGCGCAUAACAUAUGGGGGUUGUUACCUCUUUAAUGCAAACAUGCAGGUGUACAAUUAUAGCAACAUUACAAGGUCAGCAUGAAGAAAGCGACUGGUAUUUCACUAUGCUAUGGUGUUUUUUCAUUAUGUUGUAACUACGAACCAGCCUUUAUUUUUGCAGAUUGUCCUUAAUGCAUAAAAGACCCUUCUAAAUUUCCAAUUCCAUUUGUUGGGUGCAAUAAUUUACAUCAACCAAUUACAUUGCUUGACUGAUUGAUUGUUUUUUUCUUAGAUUGUCAUCAAAAUGAUGUUAUCACGUGGUCGCCUCACAUUAAAAGAAAUGUCAUCAGCAAUUUACUUGGCUAAAUAAGGUUUAGAGAGGUACUCUCUUGGCUGAACAAGUGCCCUCCCUGCACAGAAAAUCGCGAAUUGUAAUUCCUGGACCAUCUUGUCAUAGGGUUCAAAGAAAACAUGGAGAGUACUGGAAUUACAACCACCAGUGGUCAGGAUAAGAAUGAGGAGAAAUCUGCUGGAAGAGACUGCAUUUGUUUAUCUUCUUUGAGUUUGAUUGUUUUUUUAUGUUGUACGUGACUGUAUACUUAAUUGACCACUCUA
This is a messenger RNA of Pocillopora meandrina, 1140 nucleotides long. Lineage: Eukaryota; Metazoa; Cnidaria; Anthozoa; Scleractinia; Pocilloporidae. The record is from the annotation of a GenBank genome assembly.